Molecule: messenger RNA, 1284 nt
Organism: Arachis ipaensis
Lineage: Eukaryota; Viridiplantae; Streptophyta; Magnoliopsida; Fabales; Fabaceae
Source: RefSeq, a predicted model, not a curated record
AUGUUCCUAGACUUUGCAUUUGCGAAUGCAUCGUCGGAUAACAUGAUAAAGUGUCCAUGCCCUCAAUGUGGGUUUCAAUUUAUGCAAACAAGAGAGGAUGCGUACGACCACCUGUUGAUAAAGCCCUUUCCCGCUGGAUAUACUUUGUGGUUGCGUCAUGGUGAGAAACCAUCUGAGGAGAGCUCUAGUUGCACACCGAUAGUUGAGAAACCUACACCCGAGGUGAAUCCAUAUCUUCAAAUGGUGCACGAGGCAUUUAACUUCACAAUGCCUCCUGGAAGUGAGGAGACCACAACAGCGAAUCCUGUAGAAGACGAUGAUAUAGAGUUGUCGUACUUGUACGAUGGUCCAAGUCGCGAUGCACAUAAUUUUUCCGAUCUUCUUGCGGAUGGAGCGGAGGAGUUAUAUCCCGGCUGCUCGAAAUACUCAAAAUUAUCUUUCCUAGUGAAGUUUUAUCACAUUAAGUGUAUGUGUGGUGUGAGUGACAAGGCUAUGUCGAUGAUUCUGGACUUAUUGCGGGAUGCAUUUGAGCAAGCCAAAUUCCCGUCCACUUUGUAUGAAAUCAAGAAAACUAUCCAAAAGUUAGGGAUUGAGUACAAAAAGGUAGAUGCAUGCCCGAAUGAUUGCAUGCUGUAUCGGGGUGAUGAUGAGGACGCGACGAAAUGCAAGCAGUGUGGGACUUCACGAUGGAAGCAGAAGACGCGAAAGGGUUCUGUUACGAAAUUAAAAAUACCUGUCAGAAAAAAUGGAAAGCCUCUCCCAGCAAAGACUCUCUGUUACUUUCCUCUUAUACCACGACUGCAACGGUUAUUCAUGUGUAGCAAAACUUCAUCUGACAUGUUAUGGCAUAAAGAGGCAGAUAAUAACGAUGGGUACUUGAGGCAUCCAAGGGACGCUGAAGCAUGGAAAGACUUUGAUGCAAAGUAUCCUUUUUUUUCCAACGAUGCUCGCAGUGUUCGCUUAGCUUUAGCAAGUGACGGUUUUAAUCCUUUCAGAGAUAUGAGUACCACGUAUUCCAUUUGGCCUAUGAUUCUUAUUCCGUACAAUCUUCCUCCCUGGCUAUGCAUGAAACAGACAUCUUUUAUACUAUCUAUGAUUAUUCCCGGUCCUAAAAUGCCGGGUAACGACAUCGAUGUUUCUUUGGAGCCCCUGGUGGUUAAGUUGAAACAACUCUGGGAUGGCGUUGAAACUUAUGAUGCUAAUAAGGGAACCACUUUCAAGAUGCGUGCGGCGCUAAUGUGGACUAUUAGCGAUUUUCUAGGGUUGGGAAAUUUAUCUGGGUAG